AUGACAGCGGUCCAGCGGUUGGAGCCACUCUUGACGAAGCAAGCCGUGGCCGCGUACUCGAGUCACACCCUCGACCUCGCCGUAAAGUGCAUUGCGGCCUUGCCCGCCGAGACGAGCGCCGUCGUCGCCGAAGUCCAAAAAUUACGUUACGUCCUCGCCGGCCCAAUGCAGCUCGACAUGGCGUCGCCCAUGAUGCAAACACCGAAUGUGCUACCGCCGGCGUCGUGGCCGAUGGCCGCUGCAGCACGACAUGGCGUCCCCGGCUCCGACAGCGCGGUCGUCACGUCGGAUCUUUGCGGACCGAUCACGCCGUCUGACCGUUUUGGCAACUGGUACAUUGUCAACUACACAGACCACGCCUCCGGCUACGUCCAGACGUACGCGAUCACGAAGGAAAAUCACCAAGAGAGCACAACGCGCGAUUCCAUCCCGUUUUUCGAGCGCCAAUUCAAGGUCACGGUCACAGGGCUUCGGCCGGACCGGGGGGAGUACUCGUCCAAGACACUCACGCAACCGCGCCCGUCCAAGGCCAACGCGCACAACAAUAGCCCGCUCGAGAUCCUCACCGGCUUCAAGCCGGCUGUCAGUCACGUCCUCGCAUUUGGCAAGAAGAAGGGCAUCGAAGUACGCGGUGUCACCGGACGCAUCCUCGGCAUCAACACGGAGGCCAAGCCUACGAUGGUUGUCUACCGCGUCGUGAAGUCGCGCCACGUGCAGAACAUGAGCCCUUCGGUGCCCAAGAACGUGCAAGGACUGCAGCUCAAGGACGACAUGACGCUCGAGCACCCGACGCCACCCAAAUCCCGACGACACGACGAUCUCGCAAGGCAUCAAAAUGGGCUCUUGUGCGACCUCCCUGAUGUCUUGAUACUAUCCUGAAG
Molecule: messenger RNA, 881 nt
Organism: Saprolegnia diclina VS20
Lineage: Eukaryota; Oomycota; Saprolegniomycetes; Saprolegniales; Saprolegniaceae
Exons: 4
Coding region: 1-879 (292 amino acids)
Source: RefSeq, a predicted model, not a curated record